Molecule: messenger RNA, 2613 nt
Organism: Aspergillus tubingensis
Lineage: Eukaryota; Fungi; Ascomycota; Eurotiomycetes; Eurotiales; Aspergillaceae
Product: 5'-methylthioadenosine/S-adenosylhomocysteine nucleosidase family protein
Exons: 3
Coding region: 1-2613 (870 amino acids)
Biological process (GO): nucleoside metabolic process
Molecular function (GO): catalytic activity
Source: RefSeq, a predicted model, not a curated record
AUGGACGAGGACGAUGUAUUGGACUUGGGCUGUGAUGUUCUGCAGUCGGUCAUCGACCAAGUCAUUCUCAUAGGGAAACAGACGCGUAAUAACGCUUACGCCACGUUGGGAUGUGAGCUGUUUGUUCUAUCUCAGCAGAUCCCAGCUAUCAGCGAGACAACCCUUGCGCGACAAAGAUUGUUGAAGAUAUUCAAGAUUAUAGCUAAAGCGUGCUCAAAGUCGCGGAAUGAAGCCGAUCGCUUUCAGGCUCUGGGCAGAAUCCGCAGUUAUAAAUUUUUUACGAGCAAUAUUGAACAGACUGUGAUCAGAGAGACACAGGAAAGCCUGACACAUUUUGUCCGACACAGCCCAGAAUACAAUGCUCUCUUGCGACUAAUUUCCGACUGUUCCACGGUGGACGAGACGGAGCCGCUAUAUACGGAGGAAUACCAGGACGAUAACGAUAUCGGAUACUCAGGGUACCUGAACCAAGUCCUCUACACUCAGUUACAGACCUACGCCAAAUGUGGCUGCCGCACUGUUCACUUGGAGUCGACUCGACUGCGACUGAGUACUGACAAUCAAAUCUGUGACGAUGAUGUUUCCUUUGAGCUCGCCUUCAAGGCCAGCCCUUUCCCACCUACGAACUCUCCAUCAUUUGUGCAGUGGAAGGCGUCGAUUGUGAAAGUCCCAAGACAGACUGAUAUCCAGAAGAGCAAGAAGAAGGUUGGGUUUGCAUCCCCAUAUCGUGAUUUAGUAUCGCCGAAACGCAAUAGCUCGCUCUUAUCCCAGAGAUUGAGACCGCUAGAGCGGGGGGAAUUCUGCAAGUUGAUCGACAAUCGCAUUGGCUGGCCCGUUCAGUUUUGUAUUCAAUCAAACGUGCUGCAAGUGAUCGAACCACCUGAUCCUAAGCCCAGCCGUCGCAUUUGCCCCUUUGAAGGACUUUCACUAGGGAAAUGGCUUGGACAAAUACCUCAUCUCUCGAAUAAGAGAAAGUCUCACCUAGCCUACACCGUUGCCAAGUCCGUCUGGCAGUAUUACAAUUCACCGUGGAUGAUGGUGCCCUGGAAUCACGAGAGCAUUCAACUGCUAAUUGAAGAAACUGGCCUGGCAGAUCAGGGAAGACCACAUCCAUAUCUGACAGCAAACAUGGCCCGAGCGGUGGUUACUUCUACGGAUUGCUAUAAUGCCGAUAAUCUCAUGCACCAAUACCCAUACAUUCUAGCAUUAGGGGUUCUUCUUAUCGAGAUUGCCAUCAAGCAGCCCUUGACAAGUGAAGAAUGCCCUCAUCCCUUCUGUGAAACUGUGGUUAACGACUACUAUACAUGGGCGUGGACAACGGCACACAGAAGCAAUUGGAAGGACACGGUGCAUUAUAUGUACGAUGAGGCUGUUAAUAACUGUCUCAACCCUGAGCUAUUUGGUGGCGUCUCGAUACAACAGUACGGAGAUAUGCAGCAGGUACUGGCCCGACAGAACGUUUUAUACGAGAAGAUUGUUUUGCCAUUGAAGAGAUUGUCUGAAGUCUAUCAAGAUGACAGGGGUAUUCAGAGCGCUCCUACCGCGAAAAUGCUGGGGACAGUCGCUCACCAUGUCAUUUCAAAGACUUUCAUUGCCUCACAAUUCCCCCAUCAAGCAAAUUUUACGGUCGCAAUAUUCUGUGCUUUGCCGCUAGAGGUUAAUGCUGUCAGUGCUCUGUUUGAUGAAAGAUUUGAAGACUUCAGCCUGUAUCGAAAUUCACCGGGAGACUCGAACACGUACACACUCGGUCGAAUGGGUCGCCAUAACACCGCAUUGGUACAUCUUCCGGGAAUGGGAAAAAGUGCUGCGUCUCAAGCAUCCUCUUCAAUACGGUCAACCUAUCCGAACAUAAAGCUCGCCCUGGUGGUCGGAAUCUGUGGUGGGGUUCCAUAUGGAAAGGAGAGCAAGGAGAUCCUCCUCGGAGAUGUGAUAGUCAGUGAUGGGAUUAUCCAGCAUGAUUUCGGGCGAAGGAUUCCUGGGGCAUUUCUGCCUAAAGCGUCGGUUGCCGAUGGGUUGGGGCGGCCCAACGUCACUAUAAGAGGUUUCCUUUCGAAGAUAAAGACAAUCAUGGUACAACAGCGUGUUUCGAACAAAGUGAAGGAAUAUAUGGGAGUUAUAACUCAGACGCUUGGCAAUGACACUGCUCGAUAUCCAGGAGUGGAACAAGACGAACUCUACGAGCCAAGCUAUCAGCAUAAACACCGUAGCAGCACCAGCUGCAUCAGAUGCGCAGACUCGACCAACACUACGGUCUGCGGCGAGGUGUUUGAUCUACCAUGUCAUGAAUUGGGAUGCGGGAAAGAAUACCUUGUCAAACGGAAGCGUCUUCAGGCUGCACUUACACAGGGGCAUACUCCGGCAAUCCACCUAGGUCUCAUUGCAUCGGGGGAUACUGUCAUGAAGUCUGGACAAGACAGAGACCUCAUCGCCAUGCGUGAAAAUGUGAUAGCGUUUGAAAUGGAGGGUGCAGGGGUCUGGGAUAGUCUGCCUUGUCUAGUGGUGAAGGGUGUUUGUGACUAUGCCGACAGCCAUAAGAAUAAAGUAUGGCAACCGUAUGCUGCAGCGACAGGAGCGGCCUGCAUGAAAGCUUUACUCGACGAGUGGACAUUUUGA